Messenger RNA from Nymphaea colorata (pocket water lily), 1423 nucleotides. RefSeq names its product GDSL esterase/lipase At1g28600-like. The record is from RefSeq and is a predicted model, not a curated record. Gene Ontology annotation, molecular function: hydrolase activity, acting on ester bonds. The coding region runs from base 135 to 1253 and encodes 372 amino acids. The transcript is spliced from 5 exons. Lineage: Eukaryota; Viridiplantae; Streptophyta; Magnoliopsida; Nymphaeales; Nymphaeaceae.
UUGAAGAAGGCUAGCACAAGGACUCACCUUUGAUUAGACCCGUCUCUUUCUUCUGUCCCUCCUUCAUCACACACACUCCCUCUCUCUUUUACAGACAUUUUGCAGUGUGUUCGAAUCGUUUUCCGGUAUCAAGAAUGAAGGGGAGCCCUCUACUCUCCGUUCUUACCGCCCUCCUCUUGUUCCUCGUUCCUCGUUCCUUCGCUUCUACAAGCUACACCUCAAUCUUUAGCUUCGGCGACUCCCUCGCCGACACCGGCAACCUCUUGCAUUCACUGGCCGGUCGAUCCCACCACACCAACAACCCUCCUUAUGGAGAAACUUUCUUCGGCCACCCCACCGGCCGAUGUUCCAACGGAAGGCUGAUCGUGGAUUUCAUAGCCGAGGCAUUUGGGCUUCCACUGCUUCCUCCAUAUCUGGCCGACCCUUCUAAAGGCAGGGGAUACGUCAAAGGUGUGAAUUUUGCAGUUGCAGGAGCCACAGCGCUUGAUUCUUCAGACCUUGUGAGCAAGAACAUCAGACCCUUCACGAACCACUCACUAAAUGUCCAACUCGCAUGGUUUGAAAAGCUCUUGCCUUCAUUAUGCUCUACAGAAGCAGAGUGCCAUGACUACUUCAGUUCCGCGCCAUUAUUCCUCGUUGGGGAGAUUGGCGGGAACGAUUACAACUAUGCAUUCUUCCAAGGCAUGAGCAUUGAAAAAGUGAAGGCUUAUGUCCGUGAUGUGGUAACCACCAUCGAGAAUGCAGUGCAUAAAUUGAUAGGAUAUGGAGCAAUGCACCUGAUGGUUCCCGGGAACCUCCCUAUUGGCUGUUUACCGAUCUACCUUACCAAAUUCCACUCAUCGGACCCAUCGGAUUACGACGCGGAGAUCGGUUGCCUCACCCACUACAAUGAGUUUGCCAUCUAUCACAAUUCAUGUCUGCGGGAUACUAUCAAAAAGCUAAGGAAGAAGUACCCAAACGCAAGAAUCAUUUAUGCUGACUACUACGGUGCUGCUAUGUCCUUGUUCAAGGACCCCAAUAAAUAUGGAUUUGAAAGUGCAUUGAGAGCCUGUUGUGGCAGUGGGGGGCCAUACAACUACAACCCUAAUGCUGCUUGUGGCGAAGCAGUGGUAAACGCAUGUGAAGACCCUUCUAAGUUUGUGAAUUGGGAUGGCAUCCAUCUUACUGAGAAGGCUUACGAGACCAUUGCUAAUGGGUUGCUCUCUGGCCAAUUUACUGAACCUGCUCUCAAGAAGCCCAAAGUUUGUCGUUAAAUUUGGCAUUGAUCUCCACUCCCCAUUUUUGUUUUGUGAAUCUGUGAUUUUUAGCGUGUAGAAGCGAAUUAAAUGCUGAGUUUUUAACAUCCAGUUUCAAUGUUUUUAGAACUUUAGAUGAAAUUAUUUUGCUGAUCAUAUAGAUACUCUUCAUGCCUGUUUCGGGAAUA